Messenger RNA from Lachancea thermotolerans CBS 6340, 1899 nucleotides. RefSeq names its product Ack1p (gene ACK1). Gene Ontology annotation, molecular function: protein binding. The record is from RefSeq and is a predicted model, not a curated record. Bases 1 to 1899 code for a protein of 632 amino acids. NCBI's taxonomy places the organism in Eukaryota, Fungi, Ascomycota, Saccharomycetes, Saccharomycetales, Saccharomycetaceae. The transcript has a single exon.
AUGGCUGGAACCAGCAAACAGUAUCUCUACGAUACUCAUAUUAACAUGUAUCCGCCGUCCCGUGGUGGGAUGAGCGCUCAGCGCAAUAUUGCGAACAGCCCAUCGCGCAUCGUACCCUACCCCGUGGAAGACAUCCAGCAGCCAAUGAGCCCGGUAGCGCUGCAGUCGGCCGCAGCGACAUCGCCAGCAACGUCCACACAUACCCUGGUUGGAUCCAAGCGCUCACCUCCUCCCCCUAACGUUCGGUACGAUCAGCCAUUCACAUUUCAAAACGGAGAACAGAACCUCGGAGGCACCCCGCCCCCAGACCUCGUGAGCGGUUUGCGAAGGUUCGACAGCGCCACUGCGAAUAACAGCUCUACUGACACUUUUCAAAGUGCCAGCGAUGUGUCGGCUCCGCCGCCAGCUACGGCCACGGCAAUGCCGCCGCCGCCCUACGAAGAGACAGAAAACCAACAAUUUUUGCGCGAGAAGCUUUAUCGCACAGCAAGCGACCUCAGUAGCGGCGAGUCGGGACAGGAGGCCGGAUCCAGAAAGCCCCUGCAGAACCAGCCCCUGCAGAACCAGCACCUGCAGAACCAACCCCUGCCUGAAGCGCAAGGCAGCCAAUACCGAACCCUGGACCAGGGAACACCCCGUAAGGCAGAGCGCGCUCUACCCCGGGAACUACAACGUGAUCUGUCUCAGUACAGUGACGAAGCGCUUUACUUUUAUCGUGUUUACCAGGUGACGGUCGACGAUUCGCCAAACUUCACACCCAAGGUGCAGAUGAAGUGGUGCGAAACACUGUUAACCUACUCCUUCAAUACAGAAUUUGUUUCAAAUUACAACAUCAACAGCAACAAGCUCAAGCCGCGCCUUACUCCCGAGGAAGCACUGAAAAACCAGAAAAUCAUUCUAGAGCAUGCGCUCAAAGUGCUCACCAAGUUAAUAACACUUCAGUACGGUCCCGCGCUCUACCUCAUGGCUACGCUAUACUCUCAUCAACCAUACCUCGACAUCAAGAUCCAGGCAGUGAUUGUGCGAAAUGACGCGAAAGCCCUCGAUUACUACACUCGCGCCGCGGCACUGAACGAGUCAGAGGCGUGCUAUCGUGCGGGCGUUUGCUACGAGUACCAGCGCGGAACGCCUACGGAGCUCGACAAGGCACAAUGCCUCCAGAAAGCGGUAUAUUUCUUUGACCGCGGCGCAACACAAUGUGGCAACACCGCAUGCAUGUAUAAGCUGGCCAUGCUCCUGCUGCAUGGGGUUAACGAAAAGUAUAGUGCGCAGGCAGUCCUGCAGCAGGACGUGAAGGCAGCGAUGCACUGGUUCAAAAAGGCCGCGGCCGAAAGUGCCCCCACGAACGGCGCUGUGGGUUCGCCCCAGGCGAUGUAUGAGCUGGCCAAGAUAUACGAACGAGAUGGCUUGCAGCCUGCGUUGCAAGAGCGGCUGGAGGCCGCCGGUAUCUCGCGCGACGCCACACGCGCCUUACAGUACUACCACCGCUGCGCGACGCUGUGCUCCUAUCCGCUGGCGCAGUGGCGCCUGGGCCAGUGCUACGAGUUCGGCCAACUGAAUCUACCAGUGGCUGCCAACAAGUCUAUAGCCUGGUACGCGAAAGCCGCGAUGGCUCAACCGCGCGGCAACCCUAUGGCUAUGAUGGCUCUGAGCGGCUGGUACCUCACAGGCGCUACAGGCGUGCUAAAGCCCAACAAUCGCGAAGCAUACAACUGGGCGCGCAAAGCCUGCCAGGCUGCGGACGGCAAACUCGCUCGAGCAGAAUAUGCAUUGGCUUUUUACUCCGAGAAUGGCAUCGGCUGUACGCCGAGCCUGGCGGAAGCGCGCGAACACUAUGAGCGCGCAGCAGCAGCAGGCCACGCGAAGGCCCGGGACCGCCUGCGAGCCGGCGACCUGUAG